UCUGGAUACGACACACACUUGGAUGUCGGAGUGUUUUCUGUGAACACAUCCGCCCCCGCCUCUUCCGCAUGUCCGUGCUGAAACAAACCGCGGCGGGCCACAGUUCCGCCAUGAGAGCAGGAUGUUGCGCUGCAGACCUGAAUCCUCUGAUAAGCUCGUCGGGGAGUUUCUUGGCUCUGGACCCGUCGUCAGGUAAAAUCUCUCCAUCUGGCAAACAACCACUACCGGAGCUUAGCCGGUGCUCUGACCGGGGCAGGAGGAGCAGGCGGGUCGCGACGUCACAAAACAAGAUGAUUAAAAACUGGGGUGUCAUCGGUGGAAUAGCUGCUGCGAUUGCGGCUGGAGUCUAUGUUUUGUGGGGCCCAAUAACAGAGAGAAAGAAGAGAAAGAAAGGUAUGGUUCCUGGUCUGUUGAACUUGAGCAACACCUGCUUCCUCAACUCUUUGCUUCAGGGUUUGGCAGCAUGUCCGUCUUUCGUCCGGUGGCUGGAGAAGUUUUCCGGUUCGCCUAUGAUCCAGCCGUGCAAAGACAACCAGCUGUCUAACACGCUGCUUCAGCUACUCAAAGCUCUGUCCUGUGAUGAACCAGGGGAGGACGUACUCGAUGCCGGAAGCCUCCUGGAUGUUCUCAGACUGUACCGCUGGCACAUUAGUUCAUUUGAAGAGCAGGACGCACAUGAACUUUUUCAUGUCCUCACAUCUUCUCUGGAGGAGGAACGGGAUCGUCAACCCAAAGUCACUCACUUGUUCGACAUGCAGUCCCUCGAGAGUCUCCCUGAUCAAGAUGACAAUUCUAUGACCUGCAGAAGUCGAGCCCCACUCCAUCCAAUACCAAGUCCUUGGAAGUCCCAUCAUCCUUUUCAUGGCCGGUUGACGAGCAACAUGUCAUGCAAGCGCUGUGAGCAACAAAGUCCAGUGCGGUAUGACUCCUUUGAGAGUCUCUCCCUGUCCAUUCCUUUACCUCAGUGGGGUCGACCUAUCUCUCUAGAUCAGUGUCUUCAGCAUUUCAUCUCCUCAGAAACCAUCAAAGAAGUGGAGUGUGAAAACUGCACAAAGCUUCAACGAGAGUCCACAGCAAACGGACAAGUUCUGGAAAGUCAGAGAACAACAUUCGUUAAACAGCUAAAAUUGGGAAAGCUCCCCCAGUGCCUCUGCAUCCAUUUACAAAGACUGACGUGGUCCAGUGAAGGAACCCCCAUCAAAAGACAGGAGCAUGUGCAGUUCACAGAGUAUCUAUCGAUGGACCGCUACAAACACAACGUUCCCAUGCAGAGAACCAAGCGGCUCACAUGUGCACCAAAGCCCAAGAAAGCAGAAAAUACAGAUGAUGUCACCCUCAAUGGCACAGAUGCAGAACAUCAUAACAACAACAACAAAUCUUUUUCCAAUGGAACCUGUUCAUCUUUAUUUCUUCACUCUCCUGGUGUGAACCCACAACUCGGCCUCAUGUAUGACUACAGUUCUACAGAAUACCUUUUCCAGCUCGCGGCCGUGCUGGUUCACCACGGUGACAUGCACUCAGGACAUUUCGUCACGUACCGACGCAGCCCUUCCUCGCAUCACAGCUCCUCGCCCCUCAGCUCCCAGUGGCUCUGGGUGUCGGACGACUCGGUGCGAAAAGCCAGCCUGCACGAGGUGCUGUCAUCCAACGCUUACAUGCUCUUCUACGAGAGAGUGCGAAGGCUGGACCUCGCUCUGCGCUCUGAGUAACUGGACGUACUUCAGGCUUUCCAGUCAAACUGUCACAGGUGUAUGUGCCAGUUAAACUUUGUUAUCGACGGGCAGAUUAUGACUCAGAGAGCAGAGAGGAAAGGAAUCAUGGAGUUGUAGAAACAGCUUUUUUACUUCCUGGAUCACAGCAACAUGUUGAAGAUCACUCUAUGAUGUUUUCUGACAUGAAUUCCAUGAGCGGACAUUUUGCCAUCUGCUCUGAAAGUAGGAUGCUCUAAAUCCGAAUGAGGACGGACCUGCCAGAUAUUUGACACGUGUAACUGUUUCUGUCAAUGUGGCUGGUGCAAAAAAACUUGCCAACACUUGACAAUAUUGUGGAUUCUAUGGUAAGAGUCCUGUGUUAUUUUGGCUGAGGCUGUCAGAGGUGUUGAUGCAGCUCAACAGAGGUAACUCAUCAGGACUCUAUGGAGAUGAUGCUACUUGUUACAUACUCUAAAAAAGGCAAAUUGGUCAAAUUCUUUAACUCUGGUUCUCCAUUGUCUAAUCUAAUCUUCUUAAUCAUUCUCAGCAGUGAACAUGGUCUGAAAUAGAUCAUGAGAUAUUGAAUUUGAUAUUUUUUGUUUCCAGUAAUCCUUACACUGUCCUGUUUUGCAGAGCUGCACAGUUGAGGUUAAAGUGCCAUGUUGUCUUUAUUGCGCAGGAUUUUUUAACACUGAAACCAUGUCUGCUGCAGCUGAUGUGAACAUAACAUAAGAUCUCUUAGUGAAAGCAUGGUGUACCCGAGCUGUUUGACAUCGUCUUUAACAAAUUCAUAAUCUGCUUGUGGUUGAGACAGCCAGAAGAAAACUGCAGGUGUUUUGGGCAAGUAAUUCUGAAUAUUUUUAAAUUCUACGUAAUUGAUGACUGCCUUGUUUGCUCCAACCAAUCAGUAAGAAAAACAGCCUAGUGGGAAGCUCCUGGUAAUGUUUGCGAUUUGCACAAAUGUAUAUUCAUGUGGGAUUGUGUGUAUCUGUGUAUGAUCUUUGAAGGUGAUUGUUUUCAGG
This is a messenger RNA of Paralichthys olivaceus (Japanese flounder), 2713 nucleotides long. RefSeq names its product ubiquitin specific peptidase 30 (gene usp30). Gene Ontology annotation, molecular function: cysteine-type deubiquitinase activity. NCBI's taxonomy places the organism in Eukaryota, Metazoa, Chordata, Actinopteri, Pleuronectiformes, Paralichthyidae. Gene Ontology annotation, biological process: protein deubiquitination. Gene Ontology annotation, cellular component: nucleus; cytosol. The record is from RefSeq and is a predicted model, not a curated record.